Messenger RNA from Penicillium oxalicum, 2736 nucleotides. RefSeq names its product putative RNAPII degradation factor Def1. The transcript has 2 exons. Bases 1 to 2736 code for a protein of 911 amino acids. The record is from RefSeq and is a predicted model, not a curated record. NCBI's taxonomy places the organism in Eukaryota, Fungi, Ascomycota, Eurotiomycetes, Eurotiales, Aspergillaceae. Gene Ontology annotation, cellular component: nucleus; cytoplasm. Gene Ontology annotation, molecular function: ubiquitin binding.
AUGUCUGAAGUUCAGAGCCGGUCUUCUGCCCGUGGCAGAGUAUCCACCCGCGGUGGCCGUGGUGGUUAUAGCUCCAGAGGUGGCCGCGUUGGAAGCAACAGAGCCGCAAACGACAGCUCAGACUCUGCUCCAUUCGAUGAAGGUGAAAUUGGCCAAAUGAAGAAGAAAUAUUCGGACGCCUUGCCCACUCUGAAGGAGCUGUUCCCCGACUGGAAAGACGAAGACCUCGUGUUCGCUCUGGAAGACUCCAAUGGUGAGAUCGAGGAGGCCAUUGAGCGCAUUACCGAAGGCAUGAUUGAAAACUUGUACGCUGACAUGUUCCUUUCCUGUGUCACAGGCAAUGUGUCGCAGUGGGGUGAGGUCAAGAAGAAGACAGUCGACAGAACCCGACCCAAGCCCAAGGACGUUCAGAACAACUCGACCGAGUCCCCUUCAGCUUCGCACCGUGGAGGCCGUGGUCGUGGUGGGUUUGAAGGUCGUGGACGUGCCCGCGGGGACCGUGGUCGCGGUGGUCGUGGUGGACGGGCAGGUGCCCAAGUUGCCAACGGAUCCCACGCUUCAGGUCCAGGUGCUACAACUGAUGCCCCCUCUGCAACCGAGCCCUCUGUGGCACCAACCUGGGGAGACAUCGAGAGCGAGCCCACAGCUUCUGCACCCGAGCCUGUCGAGCCCAAAGCUCCCGCAGUCCCUGAAGGCACAAAGAAGGGCUGGGCGAGCCUUUUCGCGAAACCUACACCUCCGCCGCAGCCAAAGAAGGCUCCCGAGUCUGCUCCCGCUCCCGCUCCCACUGCUGCCCCUGCUCCUGCUCCCGAAGCUGCGCCUGAGCCUGAGCAAGCCGAACAACCCCAGACCGAGAAGCCAGAGGAGCCUGAGCCUGCUCCUCCCGCCGCUGCUGCUGCACCUGCGCCCGCGCCUGUUCCUGUGGCCGUCCCUGCCGCCGUCCCUGCCGCCGUUCCUGCGCCUGCACAAAAGACCCCCGUCUCUAAGCCUGCCGAGAUCACUGUUCCUGUGAUUCCCCAGGCGCAAUCAAAGCCUACCAAGGACGAUUUGACUGAGACCAACCUUGAGCAGAUCCCUGAUGCCUCUGGCCCAGCCCCCACUGCAACUGCUGCCAGCACUGUCGGCAGCGCCUUUGACUCUGCCACCGCAGCUACUGCUACCCCGUCGCGCUCUACCCCUAGCGCCCUUCCUGGCUCCGCCCUGAAGCACAGCACUCGUGCUCCUGGUUUCCAGCGACGAGUCAUGGAACAACAACAGGCCGUCGUCAUGCCCGGCAAUCACGCAGUCGACCGCGCUGCUGUGCAAUUCGGCAGCAUGGGCCUGAACGGCGAUGCUGUUGAUAUCGAUGAGAAUCGUGAGGAAGCUGAGACCCGCGCUCAGCCUCCUCAGCAUUCCCCUGUUGCUCCUCGUGCUUCUCUUCCUCCCGUCACCCAGGGGGCCGUGGAAACACGCCCUGCCCCUGGUCUCCCCCCAGUUCCCCAGGGUUCCACUGACUCUUUCAACGACUUUGCUCGCUACUCCUCGGAAGCGCAAAAGCCUUUCGAUCCUUUUACUCACCAAGUCGGUCAGCCCCAGCCGCAAAUUCAAGAACCAUUCGCCAACCAGGCUCCUGUGCAGCCCACUGCCACCAGCGGCAGCGAAUACUCCCCCUUCUACGCUGUUGACCAGCAGCGUUUCCCAUACAACUACUAUGGUAGCUAUGGACAGACCCAGGACGCCGGUGCUGGCCCGCGCGGUGCUGGAUUUGGCGGUGUUUCUGCUGCUGAAGCCCAACCUCAGAUCCCCACAACCCAACCUGCCGGACGGUACGGGCCCGUUGAAGCCACCAACAGUGGACACAACACCCCCAACCCUACCAUGCCUGGUGCGACUCAGACCCCUGCUGCUCAGCACAUGCCUGGUCAACAAAGUGCACACGGCUACGGCUAUGGGUACCCUUACUACUCCAACCCUCAUUACGCUUCCUACAUGAACCAGAUGGGUCAGCAUGCUGGUGCAGCCUACGGGCGUUCCGGCCGCCCUUACGAUGAUGCCCGUCGCUAUGACGAGCAACAACACUACGGCAUGCCUCACACAUCUCAGUAUGGCUACGGUAGUCAAUAUGGCCCCUAUGGCGGUGCCACUGCCGCCGCCGGAAAGGGCGGUAUGUAUGGCCAGCCCCACGGGUUCUCCUACGAUCAUGCCUCCUCUCCCGCCAAUGCUGCCGCCGCCAGCUUCAACCAGAGCACUCCCGGCCGUGAUUCGGUCUACGGCCGCGCUGGCUCGGUCCAGCCUGAUAAUCAGCAGACUGCCGCCGGCUCCAAUGCUUUCAGCAGCGGAAUGUCGGAUGUCUUUGGCCGGUCCCAGGCUGGCUUUGGCCAAACUCCUCCCGUCUCACAGCAGCCUCCCGUGACCUCUGAGGACAGCAAGGCCUUCGAUGCGUCCAAGACCGGCGGGCCUUCCCCGUCUCUGGCCCAGGCUAACCGCCCUGGCUCUGCCACCAACACCCCUGGUCAGACUCAGAACCAAACCGGUUUGCCUCCUCUGCAGGGUCAACAAGGCCAGCAAGGCUUCGGUGGCUACCCUCAGCUGAACCCCCAAUACGGAGGGCUGGGUGGUCUCGGUGGCCACCAGGGUGGCGCAUCUCAGAGUCACCAGCAGCAGACCGCGUACAAUAACUACGGCGCCGGUUUCAGCAACUACUACGGCAACACCGGUCGUGGUAACGGGGGCUGGGGUGGCAACUAUGGCCACUAG